Messenger RNA from Manis pentadactyla (Chinese pangolin), 2646 nucleotides. RefSeq names its product BR serine/threonine kinase 1 (gene BRSK1). The transcript has 19 exons. Bases 137 to 2473 code for a protein of 778 amino acids. Gene Ontology annotation, molecular function: tau-protein kinase activity; ATP binding; protein serine/threonine kinase activity. Lineage: Eukaryota; Metazoa; Chordata; Mammalia; Pholidota; Manidae. Gene Ontology annotation, cellular component: cytoplasm. The record is from RefSeq and is a predicted model, not a curated record. Gene Ontology annotation, biological process: protein phosphorylation; intracellular signal transduction; microtubule cytoskeleton organization.
CCUGGGGACCCCCGGAGAGGUGGGGGGCAGCCGGGGGGGCCGGGACGGAGCGGUCACCGGCCCCCACCGGAGGGACGGGGCGACCGGCCGCAGGGGGGGCGGCCGGGGGACCGGUCGGGCCGGGACCAAGGGCACCAUGUCGUCUGGGGCCAAGGAGGGGGGCGGGGGCUCCCCCGCCUACCACCUCCCGCACCCACACCCACACCCACCCCAGCACGCCCAAUAUGUGGGCCCCUAUCGGCUGGAGAAGACGCUGGGCAAAGGACAGACAGGGCUGGUUAAACUCGGGGUCCACUGCAUCACGGGCCAGAAAGUCGCCAUCAAGAUCGUGAACCGGGAGAAGCUGUCUGAGUCGGUGCUGAUGAAGGUGGAGCGGGAGAUCGCCAUCCUGAAGCUCAUUGAACACCCGCAUGUCCUCAAGCUCCACGACGUCUACGAGAACAAGAAAUAUUUGUACCUGGUUCUGGAGCAUGUCUCUGGAGGUGAACUGUUUGACUACCUGGUAAAGAAGGGGAGACUGACCCCCAAGGAGGCCCGGAAGUUCUUCCGCCAGAUUGUGUCGGCGCUGGACUUCUGCCACAGCUACUCCAUCUGCCACAGAGACCUGAAGCCCGAGAAUCUCCUUUUGGAUGAGAAAAACAACAUCCGCAUCGCAGACUUUGGCAUGGCAUCCCUGCAAGUGGGGGACAGCCUCCUGGAGACCAGCUGUGGGUCACCCCACUAUGCGUGUCCAGAGGUGAUUAAGGGGGAGAAGUACGAUGGCCGGCGGGCAGAUAUGUGGAGCUGUGGAGUCAUCCUCUUCGCCCUGCUUGUGGGGGCUCUGCCCUUUGAUGAUGACAACCUCCGCCAGCUGCUCGAGAAGGUGAAACGGGGUGUCUUCCAUAUGCCCCACUUCAUCCCUCCAGAUUGCCAGAGCCUCCUGAGGGGGAUGAUCGAAGUGGAGCCCGAGAAAAGGCUCAGUCUGGAGCAAAUUCAGAAACAUCCCUGGUACCUGGGCGGGAAACACGAGCCGGACCCAUGCCUGGAGCCAGCUCCAGGCCGCCGGGUGGCCAUGCGGAGUCUGCCAUCAAACGGAGAGCUGGACCCCGACGUCCUGGAGAGUAUGGCUUCAUUGGGCUGCUUCAGGGACCGCGAGAGGCUGCACCGAGAGCUGCGCAGCGAGGAAGAGAACCAAGAAAAGAUGAUAUAUUAUCUGCUUUUGGAUCGGAAGGAGCGGUAUCCCAGCUGUGAGGACCAGGACCUGCCUCCCCGGAAUGACGUUGACCCGCCUCGGAAGCGUGUGGAUUCCCCCAUGCUCAGCCGUCACGGGAAGAGGCGGCCAGAGCGGAAGUCCAUGGAAGUCCUGAGCAUCACGGAUGCGGGGGGAGGUGGCUCCCCGGUGCCCACUCGACGAGCCCUGGAGAUGGCCCAGCACAGCCAGAGAUCCCGUAGUGUCAGCGGAGCCUCCACUGGUCUGUCCUCCAGCCCUCUGAGCAGCCCAAGGAGUCCGGUCUUUUCCUUCUCACCAGAACCCGGGGCUGGAGAUGAGGCUCGGGGCGGGGGCUCCCCGACUUCCAAAACGCAGACGCUGCCUUCUCGGGGCCCCAGGGGUGGGGGCGCCGGGGAGCAGCCUCCACCCCCCAGUGCCCGCUCCACGCCCCUGCCCGGCCCCCCAGGCUCCCCGCGCUCCUCUGGGGGGACCCCGUUGCACUCGCCCCUGCACACGCCCCGAGCCAGCCCCACCGGGACCCCGGGGACAACGCCGCCCCCCAGCCCCGGCGGCGGUGUCGGGGGAGCUGCCUGGCGGAGUCGACUCAACUCCAUCCGCAACAGCUUCCUGGGCUCCCCUCGCUUUCACCGGCGCAAGAUGCAGGUCCCCACCGCUGAGGAGAUGUCCAGUUUGACCCCGGAGUCCUCCCCAGAGUUGGCCAAACGCUCCUGGUUCGGGAACUUCAUCUCCUUAGACAAAGAAGAGCAAAUAUUCCUUGUGCUGAAGGACAAACCUCUCAGCAGCAUCAAAGCGGACAUUGUCCAUGCCUUCCUGUCGAUACCCAGCCUGAGUCACAGUGUGCUGUCACAGACCAGCUUCAGGGCCGAGUACAAGGCCAGCGGCGGCCCCUCCGUCUUCCAGAAGCCUGUCCGCUUCCAGGUGGACAUCAGCUCCUCUGAAGGUCCAGAGCCCUCCCCGCGACGAGAUGGCAGUGGUGGUGGUGGCAUCUAUUCUGUCACCUUCACUCUCAUCUCUGGUCCCAGCCGUCGAUUCAAGCGUGUGGUGGAGACCAUCCAGGCACAGCUGCUGAGCACUCAUGACCAGCCCUCCGUGCAGGCCCUGGCAGAUGAGAAGAAUGGGGCCCAGACCCGGCCUGCCGGCACCCCACCCCGAAGCCUACAGCCCCCACCCGGCCGCCCAGACCCAGAGCUGACUGGCUCUCCCCGCCGAGGCCCCCCUAAGGACAAGAAGCUCCUGGCCACCAAUGGGACUCCUCUGCCCUGACCCCAGGGGGCUGGGGAGGGAGGGGAGCCCCCUCCACCCCCCUUCCCUGCCCCCCAACUGUGAAUCUGUAAAUAGGGCCCAAAGAGUAUGUAGGGAGGGGGGACACAACAAGCCUGGCCUUGCCCUGAAGUGCUGGGGUUCAGGCAAUGCCCAACUCGGUGGGGUUCUAGGGG